GUCAAAAGUCAUAAUAUUUUGUCAUCCGCGAUUUUCUUUGUGAUCCAUAAUUAAUUAAUUUAAGGUUUGCAAAGUAAAUAAUAUCUCAUUCGGUAUAAUUUUGCUUAAAGUCAAUAAGGUUUUGUAACACUUCCUGACUUUGAUAUAUUUAUUUAGAUUGUAGAAUAAUCAAUGUUGAUGACGUAAAAGUGAAAGAGUAUCGAUAAUGAGCGACUCCAAAUCUUAUGUGAACUUCUCAUGCCAGCGUUGCCUGCAGCCUCUAAAGUUGGACGAAUCGUUGAAUAACCUUGGCGAGCACACAAUAGCAGAUUUAACACUUCAAAUACGAAGAAAUAACGAGGUAGAUUUAGAUUUGCAAUCUGCGAGCUUGGAGCACUAUGUACCACCUUUUCGUAUGUCAGAAUCAGGUAAUGGUGCCAAUGGAUUCAUGGUAAUAUCAGAUGGUUGGGAAACAACCUCUUUAGGGCAUCAGUUACAUGUAAAAGCGACAUUAUUUGAUUUACUAUCAAAUAAUUCGGACGUCGAUCAUCCACUUUGCGAUGAAUGUACUGACACACUACUAGAACUGAUGGACAAUCAGUUACGUCUAACUGAAGCGGAAUGGAAGGAUUACAAUGAUUAUUUAAAAAAGCUAGAAGAUGAUAAGGAAGAUUUGAAUUUAGAAGGACUAGAAAAAGAAUUAGAAGACUGGAAACAAGAACAGAACAGAUUAUUAGAAGAACUAUCCGCUUUACAGAAGGAAGAGAAGGCUAUGAAAGAUGAAAUUGACGUACAAUUGAAGGAAAAAGAACGUUUAGAGAAAGAACAAGAUGUAUACUGGAGAGAAUAUACGAAAUAUCGUAAAGAUUUAAUGACAACAGAAGAUCAGAUGAAGUUUUAUGAAUGUCAGUUAUCAUACACACAAUCACAAUUAGAAAAAUUGAAGAAAACCAAUGUGUUUAAAGCAACAUUCCAUAUAUCUGAUUCUGGACAAUUCGGUAUAAUAAAUAAUUUUAGAUUAGGCAGAUUGCCCACAGCACCUGUAGAUUGGUCGGAAAUCAAUGCAGCGUGGGGCCAAACUGUUCUACUAUUAUCUUCUUUAGCAAGAAAGAUUAAUUUCUGUUUCCAAAGAUACCGUUUAGUUCCAUUUGGUAAUCAUUCAUAUAUCGAAGUGUUGGAGGAUCAAAAGGUUUUACCAUUGUAUGGGUCGGGAGGUUUUCGAUUCUUGUGGGAUACUAAAUUCGAUGCAGCGAUGGUAGCUUUUUUAGAUUGCUUGCAACAAUUUAAGGAACAAGUAGAAAAGGGCAACACUGGUUUUUGUCUACCAUAUAGGAUAGAUAAAGGCAAAAUAGAAGAUACAGCAUCCCCACCGCACGCUUAUUCUAUCAAAAUACAAUUCAAUUCAGAAGAACAUUGGACGAAGGCAUUAAAAUAUAUGUUGACUAAUUUAAAAUGGGCGUUAACUUGGAUUUCGUCACAGUUCAGUGAAGAUAAAACUGAAGAACAGUAAUAACAAAGCCAUAAAGAAUAGAAGAUUAAGACCAGGUCUUUUGAAUUAAUGGCGCCCUGGGAGUGGAUUCUUCGGCAUCCUUCAACUACAUUACAGAUACGAAAAAGGUAAAAGGGGCGCCUGUGGCUCACUUCAUGUCGCCCAUGGCGCCUCCUUAUUAAGCUAGAGGCGCCUCGUUGUCGAUGGUGGCGCCUUUAUAUGUCGCCCAAGGCGCCUCUUUAUGAACUCAGCGGCGCCUCUCGCUUGUGGCACCUAGGUGAGAGAGUGGUCACUCGUGGCACCCCUUUGCGGUUUGUGGGGCCUUUUUGUCGCUCGUGGCGCUUCUUUGCCGCUCGUGGCGCUUCUUUGCCGCUUGUGGCGCCUCUUUGUCGCCCAUGGCGCCCUGGACGGUACAAUCUAUGACUAUUGGCAUUCUCAAUGGUUUCAAAUAUCAUAAUGGUACAUGUCUAAAAAUAUUGUCUGUUAAUUUGAAACAGUGAAAUUAUGAUUUUUUAUGUUUAGUGAUUUGUAGUCAAAAGUAAAUAUUUUUAAUUUUAUGUGAAUGGUGAUUUCUGUGAUAUUCAAAUGUAUUUUGUUAAAAAUUAAUUUUCGAGUCAUGUUAAGCAAAACUAAUGUUGGAAUUUUUUAAACAGAAAUAUGUGAUUUUUUUUUUUUAAAUCGUUUUGCCUUUUCAUGUUUCAUUAUUAAAUUAUAAGAAAUAUGUGAUGUAAUAAACAUUUAUUGUGUAAUCUUAAUAUAUUAUUUGCCC
This is a messenger RNA of Papilio polytes (common Mormon), 2237 nucleotides long. RefSeq names its product beclin-1-like protein (gene Atg6). The record is from RefSeq and is a predicted model, not a curated record. Gene Ontology annotation, biological process: autophagy; autophagosome assembly; late endosome to vacuole transport. Bases 206 to 1489 code for a protein of 427 amino acids. The transcript has 2 exons. Gene Ontology annotation, cellular component: phagophore assembly site; phosphatidylinositol 3-kinase complex, class III, type I; phosphatidylinositol 3-kinase complex, class III, type II. Lineage: Eukaryota; Metazoa; Arthropoda; Insecta; Lepidoptera; Papilionidae.